AUGUCUGAAAGCGGCGGGGGACGUAUAGAGUCAAAACACUCGAAUGGGAGUUUUUUUGGAAAAGAGUCGCAAGGCGCGACAGCCGAGAGCAGCGCCAACGACUGGACGGCUGCCGCACAUGCAGCCGCGGAAGCACCUGAGGUGGAGUGGAAGGACAAGGACAGUAAAGCGUCGCGACCGCCUGCUGGAGUUGCGAGAGGCGCGGGAGAAGCACGGGUGGAAGAUCUGGAUUCAGAUGGUUCUAGAGCACGCCAUGCGGCGCAUGGGGAGGUGGGAAGCGGCGCAGAGUGGCUAGGAAGUGUGGAAGGAGUGGUUAGCGCGGCGGAGGUGAACGCGAUGGAUGGAGCAGGCUUUGAAGAUGCGAGCACCCUGACGCUGGAAGCCAAUGCGUGGGAGGGGGGUGCUCUGGGCGGAACGGAAGAGAAGCAGCCAUGGGCUGCAGAGGGCGAGUUCGAUGAUAACAUGGAAUUGGAAUUGCCUGGGGAUGGGGAUGGGGAAGGGGACGGAGAGGCAGAAGGCAGUCGUAUGGACACAGCAGGAGCGGGGGGAGAGUUUGGCGGCGGGGAGGAGGGGGCUCGCUGGGGAGCUGCGGGGUCGUUUCCGGGCGCGGGGAUAGCGGCGCGGGUGAUGGAGGUGGAGUGGGAGGACGUGGCGCGCAAAGCAGUGCGGCGCGCCGUGCUGCUGUUCGUCAUUGCGCGCCACUUCGUCGCGUUCAUGCUCGCGUCCGUCGCCGCGCUGCCCGGGCAACUGCGACGAGCCUGGUGGCCGCAUGACGCGCCUGCGGGGGCGCAGGCAGCGGGAGCGAGCGGGGCAAGAGGCAGUGGAGCUCUGGGUGGUGAUGGUAGUGAUGGUGGUGAUGGUGGAAGGGCGGAUUUGCAUGGGUGGGACUUGGAUGUCCGCGCUGGUGUGGGGGAGGUUGCGGCAGCACCCGCGGCAGCAGCAGAGCCGGCGAGGGAGGCUCCCUCGCAUUCAGGAAAUGUACCAUCCGGUGUGGGUGGAGGUGAGAGGAGUGGCCAGGAGACGCUGAAUGGUACGGCAAGGGGAAGAGCAGUAGGAGCAGCAGCAAUACCUGCUGCUGCUGCAGCAGGAAGUGGAGCAGAAGGAGGUGGUGGUGAGAGUGAGGCGGAUAAGGUGUUCGCAGCAGCAGAGGCGGAGGGGAAGAGUCCGCAGCAGCUGUUUUCAAGAGAAGCAAGGGUGGGGAAAGACGUGCCUGGUGGUGGUGAGAGCAGCACCAUCGCUGGCGGAGAGGCUGAAGACUCAUCGAAAGAGGGGGGGAAGGGGUCAGCAGGGAUGGGGUCUGGCGCCCCAGCAGGUGCAUCAGCAGACGGCGCAGCAGAUGCAGCCGAAGCCGCAGCUGCAGCAGCCGCAGCAGCAGGAGAGAAGAGGCGCGCGGGGGGCAAGGGGAGGCCAAAGCGAGCAGGAGCAGGAGCGGGCGCGGGAGCGGGAGCAGGAGGGCGUGUGGAGGAGGACGAUCCAUGGGACGUGGUGAAGCGGUUUUGGAGCCAGCCGGCGGUGGUGAAGCUGCGCAUGUCCAUCACCAUGGCCAACCUCACCAUGGGCCUCCCCACCUUCCUCGCUCACGUACUGCCCUCGCUGCGCCAUGUGCGGUGGCACAUGGUGCCGUUGCUGCACGACCUGUCGCUGCCCAUGCUGGCGCCCAUUCUCUUUGGCUCGGGCAUUGUCUUCAAGUCCGUGGUCAACAACCUCGGCAUCGUGCUGCCCCGCCUCGGCAUAGCGGUGGUGCUGCUGUGGGUGCUGUGGGGGUGCAACUGUGUGCUGCAGCGCGCCAUCACCAAGACAGCGGAGCGACGCCUAGUGGACCGCAACGUCAAGGACGUGCUAGUGCUGGCUGUCGAGAUCACAAUGACAGCAGCAGCAGUGGUGACAGUCCUCUCUAGUGUGGGCAUCCGCAUAUCAGCUCUGGUUCUGCCUCUCUUCAUUGUCACAGCGCUGGCAGGAAAGGACUUGUGGCACAACUACUUCGGUGGCUUCUUUCUUUUUGCUGCCCGGCCAUUCCGGGCAGGCGACACAUUAGCGCUGCACUGCUCGCUCUCUCCCUCAGCGCCAACCACGCCAUCAGCGCACGUGUCAGUGGGCACAGGGUGGUUCGAGGGCGUUUUCGCCCCUUCGUUCCCCCGUCGCAAGGCCAACCCCAGCGGGGAAAGGAUCACGGUUGCUACUACAGAUGCAGGCGGUGCUGCUGGUGCGGCUGAGACACCAGGCAUGAAGGAAGGGGUGACACAUGCAGGGGCAGGGGCAGUUUCAGGGGCAGGGGCAGCCUCUCCGUUCCCUCAGAUGCACCCGGCAGAAGCAGCAGCAGCAGCAGCAGCUGCAGCAGCAGCACAGGCGUGCGGUCUAACCAGGGUGCUGUACCUGGUGGUGACUGGAGCAGUGGAGAUGCAGGGGGUGAUGGUGGCAACGGCAGCAGCAGCAGCAGCAGUGUGGUUGGUAAUGGCGCUGUGA
Molecule: messenger RNA, 2463 nt
Organism: Closterium sp. Naga37s-1
Lineage: Eukaryota; Viridiplantae; Streptophyta; Zygnematophyceae; Desmidiales; Closteriaceae
Source: the annotation of a GenBank genome assembly